AUGAUGGUAAAAGGCGAGAAUGGGCAAAGUUUCAGAGUCUUUUUCAAAUAUGAACACUUGCCAAAUAUCUGUUAUUUUUGUGGAUGUUUUGGUCAUGGGGAGAGGGAAUGUUCUGUGAGGUUGGAGGCACAAAUUUCCAUUAAUCAAAGGCCGCUGCAAUACGGCAGUUGGUUACAAGCUGUAGGGGAAAAGUCUAAAAAGAGAUAUGUGAACCAAAAGAUUGCAGUUGAUGCUGAUUUUGCUGAGAGUAAAGGGAACCGUGUGGCCGGAGAAGGAAGUAAGUCGCUGGAGUUAUAUGUCGAAACGUUGAAUGGGGAGGUCGGUGAUGGGACGAAAAUCCAAGAGGGGAUAGAAUAUAAUCACAUGGAUGAAGGGGAUAAUGGGCAGGAGCAUAUGAGUGAGAAGGUAAUGAUAGAAGGUGGGACAGGUCAGGAACAAACAGUCUGUGCUAAUUGUGCGGAAGCGGACUCUGUGGCUAAUAUAUCUCAAAUUUUGGAGGGAAAUCAAAAGGGUCAAAAUGGUCUUGGGUCCGGAUCAUCAGAUAUCCAAAUGCGUAAAGAACUGGUCGAGAAGGGGCCAGAUAAAGGAAAGGGGAUUUUAUUGGAGAAAAAAGAAAGAAAGGGGUCUUUGAAAUCUUGGAAGCGAAGAGCAAGGUUGCAAAGUGGUUCAACAAUAGAGCUGCCUGUAGUCAAGAAUGGCAUCAAGCAAAAGACAGCGACUUCUUCUACAUUGUUGGAGGAGGAAGUAUAG
This is a messenger RNA of Ilex paraguariensis (yerba mate), 750 nucleotides long. NCBI's taxonomy places the organism in Eukaryota, Viridiplantae, Streptophyta, Magnoliopsida, Aquifoliales, Aquifoliaceae. The record is from the annotation of a GenBank genome assembly.